Molecule: messenger RNA, 1821 nt
Organism: Symbiodinium pilosum
Lineage: Eukaryota; Dinophyceae; Suessiales; Symbiodiniaceae
Source: the annotation of a GenBank genome assembly
AUGUGGAGCUUCGAGCAAGAACAGAAGCUGGCAAACAUCACCGUCAAUGUGCGAAUGACUGCGAUUAAGUUGGAAGACGGCAGUCUGUGGAUCCACAACCCGAUUGCACCUACAUCCGAGUGCAAUGUGCUCCUCCGGGAGCUGGGGCUGCCGGUGAAGUACAUCGUUCUGGGUAGUGCUCAAUAUGAACACAAGAUCUUUGUGGCGCCCUUCGCAAGACGCUGGCCAGAUGCAAAGGUCUACACGGUGCCCCAGCAGUGGUCAUGGCCGUUGGACCUUCCAAGCCCGUUCUAUGGGAUUUUCUCGUCUGGUGAUCUCAAGGAUGCAGACACCACGGCGCCGUGGUCUGCUGAGAUUGAGCAACAGCUUUUCAACCCGAAGGAUCGAUUGGGUUUUGGAUACAGUGCAUGCGAGUGCGCUUUUUUUCACAAAAGGUCCAAAACGCUGAUCUGCACCGACGCCUUGGUUUACGUGCCCGAGGAACCGCCAGCUGUUUUAGACAAGACUGAACUUCGAGACCUUGGGAAGACGGCCGACAACUUCAUCCUUGACCUGGUUGCCUUGGUGAACUGGCGUGGAUCAGGAGAGACAGUCCGGCAGGCUAUGCAGGACGAGAGCUCCGGUCCGCAGCCAACGGAGAAUGCCCUGGUGAGGAAGGGCUGGCAGCGCAACGCCUUGCUAUCACUAUACUUUGGCCCUGAUGGAAAGAGCCUUGUCGACCCUUCGAAGGCUUUCCAAGCCAUUGCUGGCAAGUGGAUCGUUGGGCCAGUGUGCUACUCACUGGUCUAUGGCGGCCGCCUUCGGGAGGAAGUGAAGGACUGGUCCGAGAGGCUUUGCCGAUGGGACGUUCAACAGAUCCUGCCUGGUCACUUUGCGGGACCAAUUGGAGGCGGCCGCAGCGACAUUCGGAGAGCCUUUGAGGUUCUGGAAGAGAAUGUCGAGGCCACCGCAGAGCCCGAGUUUGCUUUGCCAUGGCCUUUUCCUCAACCUGUUCGUUAUCCAUCUGAGGACCUGAAGCUGCUGACGGAUAUCAGCGGCGUGCUGCGAUCCUUCAAUGAGAUAGCCCGUCUGCAGUCAGCUCGUGCCAGCCGUCGUCAGCAGCGUGCGCGAGACGAGAGGCAAACGAUUGGUCUGGUGGGAUACACAAAUGUCGGCAAAAGUGCGAUUGUGAACCGCCUGACGAAGGCAGAUCUCCUUGUGCAGGACGGUGUCUUUGUGACUUUGGACAUUUCAUCUCGUCACUGCGUGCUGCCAUCAGGCAGGGAAUGCCAUGUUUUGGACACGGUGGGUUUGAUCCAGGGCUUGCCAAUCGACAUCUGCGAAGCUCUGCAGGCCACCAUACAGGAGCUUCACCAAGCGGAUAUCAUCAUGCACGUGCGUAACAUCGCACAUCCUGCUCGAGAGGAGCAGGCGGAGUUGGUGCGAGAGGUGCUUUCAGACUCCGGUGUCGACAUGGAGCGGGUUAUCGAGGUCUGGAACAAAGCUGACAUGGUGCCGCAGAAGGAGGUUCGCCACCUGCACUACUUGCGCCAACAGAAGGACUCUACCCCCAUUUAUGUCGUCAGCGCUAUGACAGGUGGCUCCCGUUUACUGUAUUUCAUGUACUGUAGUUAUUCCGGUGUGAUCAACCUGCGUGUUGGUUGGAGGCCUCGGCUUUCCAAAGCUCUUGCAAGACAGGUUGCGCAAAGUGGCUGGUGUACUGCCAUGUUCUUAGCCUGUCAAGAAUCCGGCUCAGAAAUUUUGCUGUCUAUGCACAUGGUGGUAAGAACAAAACGAAUGCAAGUGAGGGCCGCCUGGUACCUUGACAUGGCGCUGCCUUAG